Molecule: messenger RNA, 4271 nt
Organism: Rhinolophus ferrumequinum (greater horseshoe bat)
Lineage: Eukaryota; Metazoa; Chordata; Mammalia; Chiroptera; Rhinolophidae
Gene: MSL2
Product: MSL complex subunit 2
Exons: 2
Coding region: 975-2708 (577 amino acids)
Cellular component (GO): MSL complex
Molecular function (GO): ubiquitin protein ligase activity
Source: RefSeq, a predicted model, not a curated record
GGGGCCUGGCGGUGUUGGCGCUCGCCUCAGCCGCGGCCGGGCGGGUGCCGUGGGCGGCAGCAGCCGUCUUGCUUGGCGGAGGCGGUGUCCGUGUGUGAAGCGCCGAGAAGAUGGCCGGGCAGUGAGGGGCGGCGCUUGCGCCUGGUGACCUCGGAGUAAGCGACUGAGGAGCGAGGGGCGCCACCGCGGUUCGGCGGGGCCUGCUCCCCGCCCCCUCCCGCCGCUGCCGGCCCGCGCACUUCCUCCUCGGCCCUCCCCUAUCGGGUGCGGGACUCGCCUGGUGCUUAGCCACCUCAGGGAACAGCGGGGCUGUAACCGCCGGGGCGGAGAGCCAGGCGCAGUCCGGGUCCCGCGUCCGAUAUGGAGAGAGCGGCGGGGGUCUCGGCCAGCCGCAACAGCAACAUUCGCCGCUGCCGCGGCUUCGUGCACUAGAUCGAGGAAGCCGACGCCCGAGCUGUCGUCCUUGCUGUCGCCGCUGCCUCCGCGCCGGGCGCUGUGAUGGAGUAAGGGCCCUGCUGCCGGUGAGAAGCGUUCCCGCCCCUUGGACCGGGCCGGGGCCUGCUCCCGCCCAGCUCGACCUGAAGGAGGUACCUCCGCGUCCGGAGAUGCAGCUCGAGCGAAGGCCGCCCGCCGAGCCGCGGGGCUAGACUGAGCACCCAGUCUCGGCCCGAGCGCCGAAGCCGCCACGUUCUGCGCCCCGCGGCCGCCUGGGACAAACUCGAACGCUGGUUUCUUCUGUACUUUUUUUUUCGGUCUGCAAGUCUCAGGGACGGAGGAGGGGCGUCAAGGCCCCAUGUGUGGGAGGAUAACUUCAGCUCCGCAAACUUGCACGGAUUGUGAUUACUACUUUGGCCAGUGGUUCAGCUCUGAUUUCCUCCGAAUUGUUGCAAAUUCGCCAUUGUUCCCUGGCUGCUUACAAAGUUGGAUCCGGAAUUUCUUUUCAACCGGGAGCCAACGGUGUCGAAGUGUCUGCAAUGAACCCCGUGAAUGCUACUGCUCUCUACAUUUCCGCGAGCCGCCUAGUGCUCAACUACGACCCCGGAGACCCCAAGGCGUUUACCGAGAUUAACAGGCUCUUGCCUUACUUCCGACAGUCCCUCUCGUGCUGUGUUUGCGGACAUUUGCUACAAGAUCCUAUUGCACCCACCAACUCCACCUGCCAACACUAUGUCUGCAAAACUUGUAAAGGCAAGAAAAUGAUGAUGAAACCUUCAUGUAGCUGGUGCAAAGACUAUGAGCAGUUUGAGGAAAACAAGCAGUUAAGCAUUCUAGUGAACUGCUACAAAAAACUAUGUGAAUAUAUAACACAGACUACAUUGGCACGGGAUAUAAUAGAAGCAGUCGACUGUUCUUCUGAUAUUUUGGCUUUGUUUAAUGAUGGAUCAUUGUUUUGUGAGGAGACAGAAAAACCCUCAGACUCGUCCUUUACUUUGUGUUUGACACAUUCCCCUUUACCUUCGACCUCAGAACCCACAACUGAUCCUCAAGCUGGUUUAUCUCCAAUAUCUGAAAGCACCCUCAGCAUUGCUAUUGGCAGUUCUGUUAUCAAUGGUUUGCCUACUUAUAACGGGCUAUCAAUAGAUAGAUUUGGUCUAAAUAUUCCUUCACCUGAACAUUCUAAUACGAUUGAUGUAUGUAACACUGUUGACAUAAAAACUGAAGAUCUGUCUGACAGCUUGCCACCUGUCUGUGACACGGUAGCCACUGACUUAUGCUCCACAGGCAUUGAUAUCUGCAGUUUCAGUGAAGAUAUAAAACCUGGUGACUCUCUGUUACUGAGUGUUGAGGAAGUACUCCGCAGCUUAGAAACUGUUUCAAAUACUGAGGUUUGUUGUCCUAAUUUGCAGCCCAACUUGGAAGCCACUGUAUCCAAUGGACCUUUUCUGCAGCUUUCUUCCCAGUCUCUUAGCCAUAAUGUUUUUAUGUCUACCAGUCCUGCACUUCAUGGGUUAUCAUGUACUGCAGCAACUCCGAAGGUAGCAAAAUUGAAUAGAAAACGAUCCAGAUCAGAAAGCGACAGUGAGAAAGUUCAGCCACUUCCAAUUUCUACCAUUAUUCGAGGCCCAACAUUGGGGGCAUCUGCUCCUGUAACAGUGAAACGGGAGAACAAAAUUUCUCUUCAACCUAUAGCAUCUGUUCCCAAUGGAGGCACAACACCCAAAAUCAGCAAAACGGUACUUUUAUCGACUAAAAGCAUGAAAAAGAGUCAUGAACAUGGAUCCAAGAAAUCUCACUCUAAAACCAAGCCAGGUAUUCUUAAAAAAGACAAAACAGUAAAGGAAAAGAUUCCUAGUCAUCAUUUUAUGCCAGGAAGUCCUACUAAGACUGUGUACAAAAAACCCCAGGAAAAGAAAGGGUGUAAAUGUGGGCGUGCUACUCAAAAUCCAAGUGUUCUUACAUGCCGUGGCCAACGCUGCCCUUGCUACUCUAACCGCAAAGCCUGCUUAGAUUGUAUAUGUCGUGGCUGCCAAAACUCCUAUAUGGCCAAUGGGGAGAAGAAGUUGGAGGCAUUUGCUGUGCCAGAAAAGGCCUUGGAGCAGACCAGGCUCACUUUGGGCAUUAAUGUGACUAGCAUUGCUGUGCGCAAUGCUAGUACCAGCACCAGUGUAAUUAAUGUCACAGGGUCCCCAGUAACGACGUUUUUAGCUGCCAGUACACAUGAUGAUAAAAGUUUGGAUGAUGCUAUAGACAUGAGAUUCGACUGUUAAAUCAGUGGGUCUUUAAACCUACCUCUGGUAGGGAAAUAGCUACAGUUUAAGGCAGCUAUGGUUUUGUUGGUUUAACUUGCCGGAGCUCCUGCAUAUAGAUCACUUGUAUCAAGUGUUUUCAUUGCUAAGUUAUAUGUGUUAGUGUCGGGGAAAUAGUUUGCAGAUAAUGGAGGAGUAACCCUACAACUACAUGUCCUUAGUUCUUACAGAACCUCAUAGUUUGAGAACAAAUUCUGAUGCAAAUGAUUUAUACAAAAUGAACUUUGGCAAGGAAAGUAACAUUAACCUCAUUGUUUAUGGUCAUGCUUUGUGCAUAAUCAAAGUUUAUGAUUAAAUGUAAGGAAGUGGUAUCUAGUCAGUCCAUGAAGAUUGUGCUAAGUUUUUGUGGAAAAGUAGCCAUUAGUUUGUUCAGGAGACUCAGUGCUGCCUUCAGAUGCCAUUGAUGUUUCUCCUGUUGAAAAGCUGAUGUGUCCAGCUCAUCCUUUAUGCUGACAUAAUACCAUUUCUGAUCAUGAAAAUUGGCUACUGGUGUAUGUAGCAGUUCUUAAAUCAGCAGUAUUAUGAAAGAAAAUUUGCCCCUCAUUAGAAUGUUGAAGAAAUCUGUCCUUUAAAAGUGAACAAACUGAAAUUCUGUCAGACUUCAGGUGUUUAGCUGUUUAUGCUACAAAACUCCAAAUUUGGAGUUGAGCCCCUUUUUUAUUUGUCUGACUCAUUUCUAGGGAAAAACAUUCUUAAUCCUUCAGUAUAAGCAAUGUUCUAAUUAGAUGAAUGAAGUGGAGAAGAGUUUUAUUCUGAAGACUAUAAUAUGUGACAGAAUUUUUAAAAUUAUAAAAGUUUCAUUUAGAAAUUGGGAUGUAUUUAAAAUAAUUUUGGAAUAAUGCCCCAGAACGUAUCUAGAUUUGUGCAUUAUACUUAUUGCUAUUGGCCACUUCUUUGGUUUUUUUGUUUCCUCUAAUAGUUUGCCACAGACUUUAUUUUAAAUAUGCUUUUUUUAGGGUGCUGUUAGGAAGGCUUCCUUAUAGAGGCCUAAUAAAAAUACCUUUUUAUGAAGCCUGUGCAUUUAGGUAGGUUUGAAGCUGGGAUUUUCUUUAGAAUGCUCUUUUGCAUGUAAAGCACAAACUAUGUUUCAGUUUAAAUGCACUUCCCUUUAAUUUUUAUGGGGAAGAUGAGUCACAAACAUUCUGUUGAAGGGAAAUCUAGUCAGUUGCUUGAAAGAGCACAGCCCAAAUAAAAUAAGGACUGACUAGGUUGUAAAGAAAUGAUUUUAUGAUUUAAAAGAAGAGUUGCUGCUUUGACAGUGCUUAUUUAAAGAAAAAUACUGCUGGAAAACUUCCAACAUCUACUUACGUUCACCAUCUCUCGUGAGAUCUGACAUACAUUGAAGUUAUGUUUUGAUUUGGCACACAGCAUGUUCAAUGAUGGUUACUCACCUAGAAUAAGACAUGGAGAAGAACCUUUUGGACACAGAGCAGAUGACACCUCCUUCUGUUUUGUAGUGUAUCCUGGUGUCAUUUUCUGUGAAUGUGGUCAGGUAGAGUUGUUUUUGUUGUUGUUGGGUUUUUU